This is a messenger RNA of Fonsecaea multimorphosa CBS 102226, 702 nucleotides long. RefSeq lists its product as uncharacterized. The transcript is spliced from 2 exons. The record is from RefSeq and is a predicted model, not a curated record. Gene Ontology annotation, molecular function: protein heterodimerization activity. Bases 1 to 702 code for a protein of 233 amino acids. Lineage: Eukaryota; Fungi; Ascomycota; Eurotiomycetes; Chaetothyriales; Herpotrichiellaceae.
AUGACUUCAGCCGACCUUCACACCGCGCUUUUACGCCCGGCAGUCCUCCAGAUCCUGCGCGCCGCUGGCUUCAGCUCCGCGCGACCUGUUGUGAUCGAUACCGUCACGGAUCUCGCAGCUCGCUACCUCCUCUUACUAGCGUCAUCGACCGCUCAAAACGCGUUCAAUACGCACAACACCUUCACGCCGACUAUUCAGGAUGUGAGACUUGCGCUGACCCAGGCCGGGGCGUUGACGCCGCAGAUGAACACCGUGGAGGAGAGCUUGAGAGGCGAUGUGGAGAUUGUGGAGGGAGUGUGGGUUCCGUUCGAGGAUUUACGAGGAGUCGAGGGGUUCGUGAACUGGGCGUAUGCACCAGUCAAUAAGGAGAUUAGGAGGAUCGCUGGCUUUGGUGAUGAUGUGAACGUAGAGGAGAUUGCAGCAGGCUUGGACGAGCAAGAGGAUUAUGUUUCUGCGUUGAAGAAGCGCCACAGCAAAACCGGCGAAGAAGUUCGCUAUCAGGGCACCGUUCUCGGCAAGGAUACAGAAUUGCAAACCGUGUCAAUCGUGGGCGGCCCUGCUGCUUCGAUUGCAGAAUGGGCGCAAAAGUCUUUGGCCAGUAGGCGAACUUCUUCCAACCUGCGCCCUGGACAGGAAGAGGGUGCCACCCCAGCGACAUCUGGCAUCAGCAGUGCACCACUCACUCCGAUUGAGUCCGAAUGA